Molecule: messenger RNA, 2762 nt
Organism: Clupea harengus (Atlantic herring)
Lineage: Eukaryota; Metazoa; Chordata; Actinopteri; Clupeiformes; Clupeidae
Gene: foxh1
Product: forkhead box H1
Biological process (GO): transforming growth factor beta receptor signaling pathway; positive regulation of transcription by RNA polymerase II
Cellular component (GO): activin responsive factor complex
Molecular function (GO): transcription cis-regulatory region binding; DNA-binding transcription activator activity, RNA polymerase II-specific
Source: RefSeq, a predicted model, not a curated record
CAGAGUUAAUUUACAUCUCCAGCAGUGAAUGUCUCAUUAUGGGCUGUUGCUGUAGCAUCCCCCAUCUAGCUUGUUUCAGGCACCACACUGGACACCAAGCCAUUACAUUUAAUGUCUCUAAUCACAACCUAUUACUCUAUUACAUGUCCAGGCAGUGUUCUUUAGUCUCUAUUGAUCUAAUGAGGCUCAAGACCAACUUUUACUGCCAUGUCCACUUCGUGUGAUACACUGAUAUGUUGCUGUCUCGUGUCUAUGGCAAUAUUACAAUAUUUAAUCCUGCAAUUUCAUUUGUUUAUUAUGAGGCCGGCUUCUGUUAGACUAAAUACUGAUGCUUAACUGCUGGAUGAAAGUGUCAAGAAUAUGUUGGCCAUGUUUAUUCAGAAAAAAAUGGUAUGGCUGACGGGCAGUGCCAUCCAAUCAGCUGUGUAAGUGAUAAUUAGCGUGUGGACAGGUGAGAUUAUCAGAACGCGUUCACGUCCAAACCACUUCUUUGAAACUUGGAGCACGAAUUCGUCUUUUAGCUGCUCUCCAUUCCUCUUCUACCAACACGGUGCGGAUAUCCUGUUACAGUUCGAGUCGACCUGGAGCCAGCAGUCUGCCGGGGGUUAAGGACCGACCCCCGUCUCCCUCCCCCUAAGCCUGACCAGUCGUGUAGCCCGAUCUACGCCCGAGUUCAUCAGCAUGACAAAGCACUGGGGGGGUCAGGGCUUGCUGGCACCACUCGCAAUUCCCUACCUGCCAUCAUCUGGAUUGGGAGGCCAUCACGACCAUCAACUUGACUUCGCCUCUGUUGAAAGGAGUGGUCACAACCAUGUCUCUCGGAGUCAUCCACGGAGCAACGUAGCGCGGGGCUCUUCAUUCCUAGACUGGCGAAGAAACCUCAACUAUUCAACGGUGCUGAAGCUAGGAGCUCUUGCAGAAAAACCUGCGCCAGCUCCGUUCACCAGGGCCGCUGCGCCCAUGGAUACAGGUAUAUUAAAUGACCCUGCAUCAGGAUACUACGCAGAGGCCACGCAGGUCAAAAUGGAACCACCGACCAAGCAACAACCCCAGGUUGGUCUGACCAACUCGUGGGAACAUGAUGGAAAUUCUAAUGGAGGCAAGAAGAAGAAUUAUCAACGGUACCCAAAGCCACCGUAUUCAUAUCUCGCCAUGAUCGCAAUGGUUAUUCAGAAUUCUCCAGAGAAAAGGUUGACGCUGUCAGAGAUCCUGAAGGAGAUCAGCACACUAUUUCCAUUCUUCAAAGGGAAUUACAAAGGCUGGAGGGACUCUGUCCGACACAACCUCUCCUCAUAUGACUGCUUUGUUAAGGUACUGAAGGAUCCUGGAAAGCCCCAAGGGAAGGGGAACUUCUGGACAGUGGAGGUGAGCCGAGUGCCCCUCGAGCUCCUGAAGCGUCAAAACACAGCAGUGUCGCGCCAGGAUGAGACCAUCUUUGCCCAGGACCUCGCCCCUUACAUCCUCCAUGGGCACCCCCACAACAAAAAAUCCGAUGCCGAGCAGCCCACCCCUCCCCUGCCCCCAGCUCCCAGCAGGCACAGUUCCCCUCCCACGGAGGACCCGUACCGUCCCAAAUUGGACUCGUCCUUCGCCAUCGACUCCCUCCUGCACAGGUUCCGUCCCCCCAGCACAGGAGGGGGGGGGCUCCGCGGCAGAGAGGUCUUGGGGGUUGAGCCGCCCCACCCUUCCUCCGCACACCCCGCCUCCCCGCCAUGUCUGCGCUACUCCUCCUCCAAUCGCAGUGCCUCAGCCAGCUCCGCUAGCCCCGCCUCUUCCUCUUCAGACGAUGACUGGAGGGGCGCCCCCCGCGUAAGGAAGAGGGCCAAUGAGAGCGAGGCAGGCUCCGAUGGGUACUAUGACUCCUGCCCGCCCAACAAGUCUCUCAGACGAGGCAACGUGCAUCCCUGGGAGCUGCCCACCUCCUAUGCCAAGUACACGCCUCCUAACGCUGUGGCCCCACCCAGCAUGCGCUUUAACGGCGGGCCCUUUGUGCCUUUGGGAGGACUGCCCUUCUAUGGGUAUGGGGGGCCACCGGUCCCAUCAGGUCAUUUUGUCAGCCACAGUUACUGGCCCAUCAUGCCCGGUGGGCAUGUGUCGCUCCAAGCUCCACCUCUGAUUAUGGAUUUGGAUAGCAUGCUGCAGUCAGUGCCACCCAACAAAAGCGUGUUUGAUGUUCUUGGCCCAGGCAAUCAGACGCAACAUCCUCCAGCGAACCAAUACGCCCUACAAAAUGGUCCCCCUCUUACACGAUAUCCUCAGUAUUAAGACUUGAAAGUCCCCAUUCCACCCCUCCAAGAAAAAACACUUGCUCCCCUAUCUCCCAACAGUCUAUCAGUAGUCUGUUAAGACACAUUCUCAGGUUUCAGGCUUCAGGGAAUGUAUUUAAAAUUCCAAACUCCCAGUGACGACUACCUCAGUAUCCAUGUGCCAAUGCGAUCAAUAUUAACCUAUUAUUGACCAAAGACUUUGCACUGCUAGUGUUUGCACUAUUUUAUCCUUUUUGUUUCAUAUCAGUGUUUUUAUGAAAUGUUUUGUAAAUGUUACCAACGUUAAAUAUUGUUGAACCUUUCCAGAUAUUGUUCACCGUCGUAUUUUUUAACUAUGCUUGUAGGUGGCUACUGUGUAUGGCCCACAAUAUGUAUUUUAAUCGAUUCAUUUGAAACAGGGUUUGAAAUGAAAUCGAAUUACAAGAGUGUUUCCCAGGGUUUACCCUGUUUUGCUGUAACAGACAUGGUCGCUGACCCUUAAACUGUGUGUGUGUU